AUGGUUGAGAAAAAGGAAAAAAUAGGGGUACAAAUAUUUCACCUACAACGUGCCCCUGACUUUCACCUACGGCGAUUCUCUGACUUAACCAAGAAGAGUCUAACUGAGAGGACUCACCUCAGAAACAAACUCAGCAUUAUUCUUCCUUUGAUUAUUUUCUUCAUUGCUGGUUUCGUUCUUGGGCUGGUUGUCUUAAAGCCUGAUUCUCUGUGUCCCAACUUUCUUUGGAUCUAUUGUAGAGAGGAUAAGAAUAAAGACAGGUGCGCUAGCAGUUCAUUCAGCUGCACGAGUUCGUGUCACGUGUGCGGUAAGAAAGAUUGUGGCAGGCACAGAUCUGAGCUGAACAUACUAACACUGCAACCAUGGAUAGAUGUGAAUAUUCCUGAAAAUGUUAAUGAGGCUCUGGAGGAGACGUCAUUAAAAAUUACACAUUACAUUGUUGCUGGUUAUUGGUUAACGUUCUCCAUAAUACAUCUUGUAGUUAGGGACCUGAGUGAGGACGAGGCGUUGAUUGAUGAAAUAAAAGUCACACUGAGGUUCGCAACGUCAACUGUCCUCAGGAGGUUGAGAAAGGUUGAUUUGGCGAGCUUCAUCUCAGGGAAGGUACUCAAGUUGUCCAUGAAGCAUCUGCAUUGUUGCCUGAAAGUCCUCAGAAGAGUUAUCUUCCACAUCACCAUCGUCAUCAUCGUUACUUUCCUCGUUUCAUGA
Molecule: messenger RNA, 708 nt
Organism: Helobdella robusta
Lineage: Eukaryota; Metazoa; Annelida; Clitellata; Rhynchobdellida; Glossiphoniidae
Exons: 9
Coding region: 1-708 (235 amino acids)
Cellular component (GO): intracellular membrane-bounded organelle
Molecular function (GO): phosphatidylinositol binding
Source: RefSeq, a predicted model, not a curated record